CGCCCGCAGAUAACCGCGGCCCCUCAGGCGCUUCCCCAGCCGCCCAGCGCGGACUCGGCCCCGGCUCGCAGCCGCUCUCCAGGCGCCAGCUCCCUCUCGUCGCCGCCGCGGCGCGGGUAAGGAUGGCUCGGCAGCCCCGGGGCUUUCUGCAGGAGGCCUCUCACCAAGUCGUCGCCGGAGGCUCGGCGGCCUUCUCCUUUGACAGCGAGAGAUGUCAUAGCAGAAGUGGGGAAGUCUGGUGUCCCAGUGUAUUCUGUCUUGUAGAAAUUUGCCUGAUGCAUCCCCUUGAUGUAGUGAAAACAAGGUUCCAAAUUCAAAGAGGGAAAACUGAUCCAACCAGUUACAAGAGCCUGGGGGACUGUUUUAGGACUAUUUUCCAACGAGAAGGAUUUCUUGGCUUCUACAAAGGAAUACUUCCUCCCGUUUUGGCUGAGACACCCAAAAGAGCAGUGAAGUUUUUUACCUUUGAACAAUACAAGAAGCUUCUGGGAUAUGCGUCAUUGCCACCAGGACUGGCAUUUGCAGUUGCUGGCUUGGGAUCUGGUUUGACAGAGGCAGUUGUGGUUAACCCGUUUGAAGUUGUGAAGGUUACCUUACAGACCAAUCAGAAUGCCUUCACAGAGCAACCAUCUAGCUUUGUUCAAGCUCAGCAGAUCAUUAAAACCGGUGGUCUGGGCUUCCAAGGACUCAACAAAGGCCUUACUGCAACACUGGGCCGUCACGGAGUUUUUAACAUGGUUUACUUUGGAUUCUACUUCAAUGUGAAAAACAUUCUUCCAGUCAAUAAAGAUCCAAAUUUGGAGUUUUUGAGGAAAUUUGGAAUUGGGCUAGUCUCAGGAACAAUAGCCUCAAUUAUUAACAUUCCUUUUGAUGUUGCAAAAAGUAGGAUUCAAGGACCACAGCCAGUUCCUGGAGAGAUCAAGUACAGAACCUGUUUUAAAACUAUGGCAACAGUCUAUAAAGAGGAAGGAUUUCUGGCUCUGUACAAAGGCUUGCUUCCCAAGAUCAUGAGGCUCGGUCCAGGUGGUGCAGUGAUGCUUUUGGUUUACGAAUAUGUUUAUGCAUGGCUUCAGGACACAGUUAAUCACAAGGAGCAUUUCUGAAAAAUGUACUCUUUAAAAUUGCAUGCAUUCUAAAAUACACCAUAAUAAAGCAAAUGAUUCUUAUCCUUUA
Molecule: messenger RNA, 1173 nt
Organism: Onychostruthus taczanowskii (white-rumped snowfinch)
Lineage: Eukaryota; Metazoa; Chordata; Aves; Passeriformes; Passeridae
Gene: SLC25A21
Product: solute carrier family 25 member 21
Exons: 11
Coding region: 123-1103 (326 amino acids)
Biological process (GO): transmembrane transport
Source: RefSeq, a predicted model, not a curated record